Dipodomys spectabilis (banner-tailed kangaroo rat) is the source of this 6526-nucleotide messenger RNA. It is a transcript of the gene Fem1b, whose product is annotated as fem-1 homolog B. NCBI's taxonomy places the organism in Eukaryota, Metazoa, Chordata, Mammalia, Rodentia, Heteromyidae. Bases 366 to 2249 code for a protein of 627 amino acids. The transcript is spliced from 2 exons. The record is from RefSeq and is a predicted model, not a curated record. Gene Ontology annotation, molecular function: protein binding.
GCGCGCGACCCCCUCGGGACCCCGCCGGCGACCCGUAGCGCGGGCGCGCGCGUGUCGCAGCCCGCUGGAAGGAGGGUCCGGCCCGAGGCCCGGGGCGGCGGCCGCCAUGGAGAUCGCGUGUGCCCGGGGCCGGCGCCUGGGGCCCGGGGGGCGGCCCUGACCGCGCCUCCCCGCCCUGCCCGGGUCGCGGACGCGCCCCCGGCGGCCCCCCGCGCCCGCCGCGGCUCCGCCCGCCAGGGCCGCGCCGCUGCCCCGUUGGAUGGGCCGUGAGGGCCCGGGUCUGAGGUGCUGGCGGACGCGGCCUCCGGGGGCGCAAGGCGGCAGCAGCGGUGGCGACCAAACGGGUGUUGGAGUUGGCGGCGGCCAUGGAGGGCCUGGCUGGCUACGUGUACAAGGCGGCCAGCGAGGGCAAGGUGCUGACCCUGGCCGCCCUGCUGCUCAAUCGCUCCGAGAGCGACAUCCGCUACCUGCUGGGCUACGUCAGCCAGCAGGGCGGCCAGCGCUCCACGCCGCUCAUCAUCGCGGCCCGCAACGGCCACGCCAAGGUGGUGCGCCUGCUGCUGGAGCACUACCGCGUGCAGACGCAGCAGACCGGCACCGUCCGCUUCGACGGGUAUGUCAUUGAUGGUGCCACUGCGCUCUGGUGUGCUGCAGGAGCAGGACAUUUUGAAGUCGUUAAACUUCUAGUCAGCCAUGGAGCCAAUGUGAACCAUACCACAGUAACUAACUCGACCCCUCUGCGGGCGGCAUGCUUUGAUGGCAGACUGGACAUUGUGAAAUACCUGGUUGAAAACAAUGCCAACAUCAGCAUUGCCAACAAGUAUGACAACACCUGCCUGAUGAUUGCAGCAUAUAAGGGACACACUGACGUGGUCCGAUACCUGUUAGAACAACGUGCUGACCCAAAUGCUAAAGCACAUUGUGGGGCCACUGCAUUGCACUUUGCAGCUGAAGCUGGGCACCUUGACAUUGUGAAGGAGCUGAUAAAAUGGCGAGCUGCAAUAGUGGUGAAUGGCCAUGGCAUGACACCAUUGAAGGUUGCGGCAGAAAGCUGUAAAGCCGAUGUGGUGGAACUGCUGCUCUCUCAUGCUGAUUGUGAUAGAAGAAGUCGGAUUGAAGCAUUGGAACUGUUGGGUGCCUCCUUUGCAAAUGACCGUGAGAACUAUGACAUCAUGAAGACAUACCACUAUUUAUAUUUAGCUAUGUUAGAGAGGUUUCAAGAUGGUGAAAACAUUCUUGAAAAAGAGGUUCUCCCGCCAAUCCAUGCUUACGGGAAUAGAACUGAAUGCAGAAACCCUCAAGAACUGGAAUCCAUUCGGCAAGACAGAGAUGCUCUUCACAUGGAAGGCCUGAUAGUUCGGGAACGGAUUUUAGGUGCUGACAAUAUUGAUGUUUCUCACCCCAUCAUUUACAGGGGCGCUGUUUAUGCAGAUAAUAUGGAGUUCGAACAGUGUAUCAAGUUGUGGCUUCAUGCCUUGCACCUCAGGCAGAAGGGUAACAGGAAUACCCACAAGGAUCUUCUUCGAUUUGCUCAAGUGUUCUCACAGAUGAUACAUUUGAAUGAAACUGUGAAGGCCCCAGACAUAGAAUGUGUUUUGAGAUGCAGUGUUUUGGAAAUAGAACAAAGUAUGAACAGAGUAAAAAAUAUCACAGAUGCUGAUGUCCACAGUGCUAUGGACAAUUAUGAAUGUAAUCUGUAUACUUUUCUGUAUUUAGUGUGCAUCUCUACCAAAACACAGUGCAGUGAAGAAGAUCAGUGCAAAAUCAACAAGCAGAUAUACAACCUGAUUCAUCUUGACCCCAGAACUCGGGAAGGCUUCACCUUGCUGCACCUAGCCGUCAACUCUAAUACCCCAGUUGAUGAUUUCCACACCAAUGAUGUCUGCAGCUUCCCAAAUGCACUUGUUACAAAGCUCCUGCUGGACUGUGGUGCGGAGGUGAAUGCCGUGGACAAUGAGGGGAACAGCGCCCUCCACAUUAUUGUCCAGUACAACAGACCCAUCAGUGACUUCCUGACCCUGCACUCCAUCAUCAUCAGCCUGGUUGAAGCAGGCGCCCACACCGACAUGACAAAUAAGCAGAACAAGACUCCACUAGACAAAAGUACCACUGGGGUAUCGGAAAUCCUACUUAAAACUCAAAUGAAGAUGAGUCUCAAGUGCCUGGCUGCCCGAGCAGUUCGAGCUAAUGACAUUAACUACCAAGACCAGAUCCCCAGAACUCUGGAAGAGUUUGUUGGAUUUCAUUAAGUGGCUGGACAUGUAAAAUCGUUUAAUGUGGUGCUAAAAAGUAAAGGACUUUAAUCACAGACAAUAGAAUUAUGUGUUCAUAAAUUCUACUUUUCUUUCCAUUACCCUUCUUCCAUCCUUAAAUCCGUCUAUGGUCUUGUUGCCUCAGUAUAGUUGGUAAUAGGUUUCAGACACACUUUAAGCAAAGCCACAUUGUCUAGGUAUCACUUAAGGUGUCACUUAAUAUUUGUCUUUUUUUUUUUUUUUUUAAGGAACCAAUAUAAGAUUCUGUUUGUGUGAUAAGGGAUGUUUGUGAUUUCAAGUUGAUGUUCUGAACAGCCCUACAAAAGUAUUUCUGUUAAGUGUAUGUCAGCUCAUUAUCCAUGCAGCAGUUCUGAGGACUUCAUGGAGACAAGGAACACUAAAAGUAAUAGGAAGUCCAGGAGUUCUGACAUUUCAACUGCUGCAGAUGUUUUUCCCUCUUCCAUUAUGUAUGUAGAGUGAUCCCACACAUUUUAACAGGAAGACUUAAAAAAAUGCAGCUGCAGGUUAAUGAGAAAAAAAUGUGCUAAUUUAAUAUAGCUACAAAUUCGUAACAUUAAGCUCAUUGAAUUUGUUCCAUUGUGCUGGGUAGUAUAUUCAAAGUCAUAACCUUAAACCAACUUUUCAAAGAAUACUGAUGGACUGUCUUUAGGAUUGAAUUCUUUGAAGUCUCUGUUUUAAUGUAAUUGAUCUAAACUACAUUUGAUUCAGCUUAUAGACAUGUAAAAAUAAUGAAUUCUGUGUUUGUUUGUUUUUUUAUGAAACAAAUUGUCUCCCUCUCCUUUUCCUAUUAUGUUGUACCUUUUAAAAUUUGGGAAAUUACUUUUCCAGAGAGCAUUUAUUUGCCUCUUUAGACAGAUGAGAAAGAACUAGGAUAUAUAUAUAUAUAUAUAUAUAUAAUAUUUUUUUUUUUUGUUUUCACCUAGUCCAUUAUAAGAAAUAGGAAACUCAGUUGUGUGGUAUAGGAAAUUGUUUUUUUGAUGAUGGAAAUAAUUCUCAAUGCCACUGGAAAGGUACGCGUCUGUCAGCUGCAGGUUUUUCUACCACAGAAUGUCACUUAUCCAACAGGUUGUACAGAGGUCUUUAUUUUUUGUUGUUGUUAUUUUAACAGCAACUUUUUAAAUAUCAAACUAAAAGUAUUCUAUGAUUAUUUUUUAAGCCUCACAGAAAAAGGUAAAAUUAAAGGUAUGUACCUAUUUCUGUUGAUGUUGAAAAUGAUAAUGAAAGUAAAAUUAGCUGUAUCUUAAUUUUCUCUCUAGUGCCAAAUGAAUGCCUUCGCUAUCUGUAGUGCAUGGUACUGUAUGUGAAGACACAGAUUUUUUUUUCCUUUGAUGAAAAGCAUUGUAGUGAUGUAUAACAUCAGAUGUAAACUUAAAAAAAAAAAACUAUAAGAUUUCAAUAACAUUUUAAUUAUGGAGAUUGCAUUGAAAGAUAUAAGAGAAAGGUUGCAGUUGAAUCACUUAUAAGAAACCACGACUAAGCCAAAAUCAGUACCUUAGGGCCUUAAGUAAGACCCCACACACAAAAUAAAAUACUUUGAAGGGGGCAGGGAAGGGAGAUUCUUGAAACUUUCCCUUAGGAAGGUUCAAGAUCCAGUUGCUUCAGUUCUUGGUGUGUCUUCUUGCUUCAGUUAGGAAUGUUUGGAUGGCAGAUACUGUCAUGGUAAUAGAUUUCUAUUUUCCUAACUUGAAGUUUUACAAGGAAGGUUUUAAGGAUGGCAUUAGAAUGGACCCUGAUUUGUAAAUUAACUGACCCUGAUCCUGAAUCAAGGAUAUACUGUACCUUGCUCUUGGCAAUUCUCAGUGGCCUGAAAGAAAAUACAUUUCCUCAAGGUGAGUGAGUCAUACCUUCCCCAAGGUUCUGAUCAGAUGGACCCUUUGUUUUUCAGAGUAUCAGGAUGGUGCAGUGAAGCGUGAGGAAAUAGAUGGAAUACUUGGUACUCACUUGGUCCAUUUUUAAUAUAUAUGAUUUUUAAACACCAGAACUUACAGUACUAGGUAAUGUUGCAUGUUUUAAAACCACAUUUCAUACCCCUUCACUAUACCGGUCCAGCACUAUUUUAGACGUGACUUAUUUAUAAAAUGAGGAUAAUGAUUUUAUGUACAUAGUCACAUCAGAAUUUAAUGACAGUUUUUGCAAAGGGAAUACUGAACUGGAGAAAAUGAACUGUGCUGAUUAAAGAACUGGCAGAGUUGGAGGAAGAAUUUGAAGAAAGCAGAAUAAACUGUGCUACUGGUAAUGAUUUUUGCUUACUAUAGUGUAGUAGUACAUUGUGCACUCUUGUUGAAGAUCUAACUUUUUUGUCUUGUGAUAUCAAUCCAAAUAAGCAUUGUGAAUACCUGCAUAAAGCCAUUCUUGAAACAAGUGAUCUACAGGCCUGUUACUUACAUUUGUUUUGGUAGAAUUAUUUUAAAAUACAUAUAGCCAAAUUCUUUAUAAACUUACAUUUUUAAGGGAAAAUAGGUAAGAAGGUGAUAGUUCUGUAUCUCAGCACAUUAGGCUGCUUUCACUUUGCAGCCGCCUUUGUCAUUUAAUGUUUCUUAUUGUAAAAAUGAUGCUUUGAACAUUAAUGCUUCCUUGAUAACAUUACAGAUUCCCUCCAACUUCUCCAUCCUGCCUGGGAAGUGUCUAUAAAUCUGGAUGAACUAGAGCCCAGGGGGACAUUUUCAUUUGUAAAUCAUGUGGAACUUAAGUGGGUUUUCCACUUUCAAUGGAGUCAGUGAAAUUGGGCUCUUCAGUUUUUAGUAACUAUUUACUGUCUAGUAACCCAGGGAUUGGGCGGCAAAUCCAUGCCCCUCAGUAGACAACAAAGGGCAGCAUUUUGCAUAAAAACUGAGUCUGAUGGAUUAGCUACCUUCAGUCCACCCUGGAUUGCGCUUUUAGCCCAGUUGUCCCAAGGUUCUUUGCUGUGGCAACUUUAAACACACACCAGAUAGAGGGCCAUCUGCAAGCUUUGGUCUUGCUUGUUCCUGAGAAGUUUUAUUGUACGAAUAGUUGAUUCAUGAUUGGUAAUUCUGAAGACUGAGGUAUGAUAGCAUUAUUUGAAGUAAAAUAUGAUUUAGGGCGAUACCUCUAAAUGCCAGCACUGCAUUUGCCAAGUGUUUUUAAAAAUUAAAAAUUUAAGGGAGCAGCACUCUGUUAGCGGUUUCCAUCAAAGUAGACGCGCUUGCUCUCUAAAUGAGACCACUUUGCCUGCUUUUGGAAUGGGGUGGCCUGAGGAGUGAGUUGUCAAACUUUGGAUUCCAUUUGCUGGUUUUAGAGGUAGCCAGUGCUUGAACUAGUGAGUAGAUGGAGGAAAGUACAACAAUCUUGUUUUUAUGAUAGAUAUUCUGUAAAAAUCUGAAGUGUUUCAGCUUGCUAGAUGUGUCAAUGCACAGACAAGUCUUUUGCUUUUCUCACUGGCUAUACUGUACUAUUAAAAAGGGCACAAGAAAAUAAAAUUCUGCCCUUUGCUUUAUUAAAGGUUUUGGUCCAGAAUUUUUUAAGCUGUGUUCCUGCCUACUCUGCAAAUGCAGCUUUGUAGUGGACAUCCUCUUCAAAGGGGAACGCUUCUUACGUCUUAUCACAUUAUAGGACUUUCUUAUGGCAGACCUGCGCAAACCUUCAGACGGGAUGGGCUGUACAAAUACAGGAUCUGAAACAAACACUACACCAGUAAUGACGAUCUAGUUUUAAAGCUGUAAAUGUGGUCUCUAGUCCUAGACUUGUGGUGUUUACUUUUGUCUGUUAAUGUGUAGGGAAGGGUCAGUGAGUUGAUGGUCUUGGGAGUCUACCUUGCUGUUUGAGGAGGGGUGAAUAUUGCUAAGUCAUUAACAGCUUUUCGUUUAGGGUGAGUCAUGUGCGAGCGGCCCUGUGAGAACAGUGGAGCAGCCCAGACGCAAGCUUCCCUAGUGAUGGAGCCAACAGGUUUUGUAUCUCUUUUUUAUCAGAUGUAAAAUUUGUGCAUGGCUUUUUUUGUUGUUGUUGCUUAGUAAUUGUCAGAGAAGACCAUGCGAGGAAAAGUCUCAGCUUUCUCAAGCAGUCUUUUCAGAGGCACGUAGCUGGGGAGUCACAGCUGACCGGCCUAACCUAUUGAAAAGAUCCUGUCCUUUAUAAUAUUCACCCCGUCCUGCAGUCUCCCCGUAGAGGAGCCACAUUGUUGUAUUCUAGUAAUUCACUGUGAUUUAUAAUAAACCAGUGGUGUCAUUCUAUUGUGCACUUUGUCAAACCUUUUACGUGACUUUAAUAAACUUAGUAAAUUUGCUGGCUGCACCAGA